CCCGCCCCUUCCGUCUCCCACUUCCGGAUAGCGGCGCGCUUUUGAGCCGCCGUUUCGGAAUCUGAUUGGCUGGAGUGUCAACUGCUAACUGCCGCGGAGUUUAAACCUGAAUCCUGGGCUUUCGCGGAUUGACGAGCUUCUCAGGAAGGAGUGGGCACCCACAGCCGAAGGGGUCUCCAGUCGGCGCGGGCGAGACCUGCGCGGCCGGCGAGGCCUGCGGAGCCCGAACCCUUCUCGCCGCCGCGCGGCGGCUUGCAGGGCAGAGUCGCGGAGCCGGCUUCCGAUCGGGGCGGUAACUCCCAGCCUUUGCGCUUCCAGCUGGGCGAGCGGUCGCCAGGAGCUUUCAGAAAUGGAGUACCCUGGGAUAGAAGUUGACUCUGUUACCUCUGGAAUUAAGAGAAGAGUGAAGGACAGAAUUGCAAAGACAAAGUUGAAUGUUUCUCUUGCUUCAAAGAUCAAAACAAAAAUAUUAAACAAUUCUUCUAUUUUCAAGAUCUCUUUAAAGCACAACAACAGAGCAUUAGCUCGGGCCCUUAGUAAAGAGAAAGAAAAUUCUCGAAAAAUUACUACCGAAAAGAUGCAGUUACAGAAAGAAGUGGAGAAAUUGAAUUUUGAGAAUACCUUUCUUCGCAUAAAGCUAAAUAACUUGAAUAAGAAGCUUAUAGAAAUAGAAUCUCAUGUGAGCAGUAAUUUGUUAACUGCAAUUGAAAUGAGCAGUCUUUCUGAGUUCCAUCAAAGUUCUUUUCUCCUGUCAACUAACAAGAAAAAAAGGACCAGUAAGCAAUGCAAGCCUGCACCUCUUCCAUAUGCAAGGGUUCUCUUAACUUCAGAAAAUGAUGAUGAUGGUGAUGAUGGUACUGAUGAUAAAUGGAAUACAAAGUGUAACAACAGAACUAUAUCAAAGACAUCACCUGAUAGUACCUCUUCGAUAUCAAGACAACCUUUAUCCUUACAUCAGUGUAAUUUGGAAGCAUUCCUUCCUAAAGAAGAUAAUCAGAAAACAUGUGACUCAGGUCAUUCAGAGCAUACUUCAAGUGUUGAUGUACUUCUGAAUGAGAGCCAUUGCCACUCAGAUCAAAGUCCUAAGAGUUCUCUGCUGAGUGAGAUAAAAACUCCUCCAUCUUCCAGCCUCAAAAGGGAAAAAUUGUUACUUGGUAAUGUGACUAAGAGGAAGAAGUGUGUGUCUUCAACUGCAGACAUUCUGUAUGUGACAGAUUAUCUGCACAAGCAAAUUACUGGUAUAUACCCUGCUCAGAAUGAGUCCCAAAUUAGCAAAAUCCCUAGGAAGAAAGUAAAUCGUAAGACAGAAGUAAUUUCUGGAGUGAAUUGUUUUAAUAAUGACAAAGGUGUACAUUGUUCAGAAAAGGAUACAUCUUUCUUGCUACAAAAGGAUAAAGACAUCCCUGGAACCUUAAAAGACUUAAGUGAGUUUGAUACUCCUGCUUUUUGUAACAAAAAUAGUGCAAAGUUAUGUGAUUACAAGUCUGAAACGCUCUUGGGGUUGAAGAAACAUGACCCUAAUGUGCAACCUGCUUGUCAAGAUGAUUCAAAAGUAGGUGAUGAUGCUCAGGAAAAGAUGAAGGAAGGCACUCAUGACCCCUACCACAGAACACAGAAGUCAAGACCAGGUAGCAGAAUGUCCCUGGUCUUGGUGGAUACCAGUUGUGUUUCAAGUAACCCUGCUAACUCUGAGAAUGAGUCAAAAGAGCAGUCCUCAUACCCGAUGAGAAGAAGGAAGUGCGCCCCUCACAACCUGGCAGAGCCAAGCCUUAGAAGCAAGAUGAGAAGAUGAAGUCGAAGUGAAGUAGAUACGGAUCCUAGUUUUUCCAAGUUCUCAAAGCACAAGUCAGAGAAGAAGCAUAAGAAGGACGUGAGACGAAGUAUUCAGUUGGUGGAAUUUGUACAUGUUCUGGUUUUGGUUUUGUUUUUUGUUUUUGUUUUUGUUUUGUUUUGUGGCCCUUCUUGGAUUGUUGCUAGAUCUAUGUGCAUAAAAUAGUUAUAUCUUAGAUAAAAAACUUUUUUAAAAAACAUUGGUCAUCACAUAACUUGUUGAUUUAAAUUUCUAUCAAAUUCAUAUAAGCAGCUAUUCUUAUAACCAAGUAAAAAUGUACCAACAGAUAGUUUUGCAUUGGUUAUCUUGUAUAUCAGGCUAUCUUGUCUUUUGCUUUUGAGCCAUUUCAGUUACAUGAAGAUCAUAGAGGAUUUGAAAACCAUCUCUUGUCCAAGCCUGUUUUUGUUUCCUCUCACCAUUCUGCCUAUGUUAGAAACACUUGCUAGGCAGCAGCCUCUCUCAGUUACUCGUGAUGGGAUGACUGAGGCAGAGGUAGCUGUCAUGGUUAAUAGCAUCUCUACAGAAUUUAGGGUCACAUAGGAGAUACACUCUAGGCAUGCUGAGAGUAGCUUUCCAGAUUAAUGAAGGUGGAAAGAGCAACACCAUCCCACAGACUGGGGCCAUAAAAGAAGGAAACAUCUAUCUUUUCUAACUUGGUGAAAUGUGAUUGGCCACCUCCCACUCCUACUACCAUACCUUCUCCACCAUGAUGGAUUUUAGCCCUUCAAACUGUAAACUUACUCCCUUAAAUUACUUUUGAUCAGGUAUUUGUCCCUGCGACCAGGAAAGUAGCUAAUUCCCUAGCUUGCCAGGCAUUUAAAUAUUAUUAUUUUUUAAUAUAUAUAUUGGUCUAUGUGAAUGAAUGCCAUGGGGGCAGAUGGGGUACUGCCUGUGUAGGUAAGAGAGAGCUACAGGAGCUUGAGUUGCAGGCCAGCGUGAGUGGUAAGAACCAAACUCAGGUCCACUGGAAGUGCAGCAAAUGCUCUUAACCACUGAGCCGUCACCCCCACAUAGGUAAGGUAUAUGCACAGUUGAGUGCAGGAGCCUGAGGAGUCCAGAAGAGUGCACUGGAUCCUCUAGAGGUAGAGUUUAUAAGAGGUUGUGAGCCAUCUGGCAUGGUUGCUAGGAACUGAACUUGGGUCCUCUGUAAGACCAUGAGGUGUCUCUCUAGCCCAUUUUCAUUAUUAUUAUUAUUAUUAUUACUAUUAUUAUUAUUUUAAGUAAAUAGUCCUCCUUGUGUCUGAGCCCACUACAUAGUUUACCACAGUCACAUAAUUAGGAAAGCUUUAGCUGAUGGAGGUAUAAACACUUUCUUAGAUAAUAUCUGGCUAAUAAAGGGAUAGACCCACUAACUGUUGGUGAGCACUUGAAGUGAUCCCUGAAGUCCUAGGAUGACAGCUUUGAGAUCUGUUUAUUGCAGGAGAACAAGGCACAGAGUUCUUCCUAACAUUGAGGAUGUCAUCUUUACUGCUAAAACAAGAACACAGCACCCUGCCUGUGCAGUGGAGGUUGGAGGCCCUGUUAAAGCAGCAUUUACACUGUGGGGAGCGUUGCCUCUCUGACAGUCUGUUCAUGCUCCAGGAACACUGUUUAAGACUUCUGACCUCCUGGAAUUCCUCUGACGGUAUUGUUUUUUUUGUUCCUUUUUUUUUUUUUUUCCACCUUUUAUGACAUUUUCCUUUAUUUCUCUCUCCCAUGCAAAUUACUUCAUAUUUUAUAGCCCGUCUUUUUCUUUUACUAUUGGUAGAGUUUGAUCACACUUAAAAAAAAAAGUUUCUGGAUUAUAAAAGUGUACCCAUGGUCUUAAUUUUUGAAAAUUUUUCAAUUGUGUGCGUGCAUGCAUACAUGCUAUGGAACACGUGGAGGGCCUGUCCUUUCAUGAGGAUCCCAGGGGUGGAGCUCAAGUCAUCUUUGUUUUUUGCCCAUUGAGCCAUCUUUGUGAGCCCUACAUUUAAAUUUCAGACUAAUGCAGAGCUUAUUGUAUGGUGUGAAGUAUACCUGUAAUUUACUAUUUCUCAAGUGAUUUAUUGACUUAAGAGCUCAUAUCUGUUUACUGAUUUGAAGUUUUUAGUGUUGUAUUUCCAUGUGUGUCGAUUGUUGAUUUUCCUGUCUUCUAUUCACUUACAUAUCAUUUUACGACUCUUUAAAAUGUCAGUGUUUUCCUCAUAGGUUUUGCAAAUCUUUUAAUAAAUUUACCAUUAGGCAUUUUGUCCUUCUAUGGGGUUGGCACAAGUGAGGCUUUCUCUUCGGUUCUCCUAACUUACCGUUUGCAAAUAUGAAGAUUACUGGUUUUUGUAUGUUGAUUAAUAAACCCUAUUAUGGCUUAUAACAGUA
Molecule: messenger RNA, 4165 nt
Organism: Mastomys coucha (southern multimammate mouse)
Lineage: Eukaryota; Metazoa; Chordata; Mammalia; Rodentia; Muridae
Gene: Sgo2
Product: shugoshin 2
Exons: 11
Coding region: 350-1792 (480 amino acids)
Cellular component (GO): chromosome, centromeric region
Source: RefSeq, a predicted model, not a curated record